AUGAAGAAUAGGGUCGCCAAGUUUAACGAUCUGCGAUUCGUUGGGCGAAGCGGGAGAGACAUAAAAGGGACGCUGGUUACCAUCCGAGCUGGUAAUGAUGAGAACUGCUCCGCCAAACUGAGGAAUAAUACAACGGUUAUGAAGAAUAGGGUCGCCAAGUUUAACAACCUGCGGUUCGUUGGGCGAAGUGGGAGAGGGAAGAGUUUCUCGUUGACCAUCACGGUAUCGACGUCACCGCCGCAAGUAGCAACAUACCAAAAAGCCAUAAAAGUCACCGUCGACGGACCGAGGGAGCCUCGAUCUAAAACUAGUACAAACGUAUCACCGCACCAAAUCCGGAGCAUAGGCUUCCACAGACAGUUCCUAGACACGUCACUUCCCAUCCGUGACAUGGAGUACAAGAGUUCGGCGAGGAGCCUUCGGUCCUUGUCGCACGAGGAGAGAGAGUACAAGACCAAUGCCAACCUUCCUGUUGGAGAAACGGGUGGAAAUAUCCUUGGAGCCAGCGAGUGGAACACCGGGUACUCCUCAACCGCCUCCGUGUACCCAGCGUACGGGGCGCUACAGCCUACUUACUAUAAACCUGAGCCAGCGAUACAUAUACCCGCAGUACUACCAGACAUCCCCCUACCUCACAGCGACUACGGCGGCUUCCAGACAACCAGCUCCGGCUUCGUAAAAGGAAGCCCGAGCGGAGGGGGCGCUCUGACCGAGCUCAACCCCACCACCUCCCAGCGCUACGACCCCAACUACUACAACUCCUGGCCCGCCAACAACUACAACUUCAAUAAUUACCAAUACAAUAAUAUAAACAACAAUCCAUCCUGUCUACAAUCGCACACACCCUAUAUAAACUCCAACCCUCAAAUGCUCCUACCCAACCUUUAUUCAACUGUAAAUCAGAACCAAAUACACGUGCACUUACACAGUGCAGCCGAUAAGCAUAACUUAGAACAGUAUACAAUACCCACAGACAUCAAAAUUAGUGAUAUAGAUGGUGGUAUCUCUAUUACUGCGGAGCUACAGGGUGAAGCCAGUGGGCUAGUACCAAAUUGUGAAAGUAACGAUGAAGGGAAACACGGGCUUUACGGCGGUGGCAAUCAGGACCAAGUGUGGCGACCCUAUUGACGUUUCGUCAGAGCUAAAGACAAUCUUAAUGUUGUACAUAUUGUGAUUUAAUACAUGUCCAAUUGUUAAGAGGUGUUCCUAUUUGAGCAGUCUUGGCGUCGGUACGAGCAAUAUUU
Messenger RNA from Cydia splendana, 1244 nucleotides. RefSeq names its product protein lozenge-like. Bases 1 to 1128 code for a protein of 375 amino acids. The record is from RefSeq and is a predicted model, not a curated record. Gene Ontology annotation, cellular component: nucleus. Gene Ontology annotation, molecular function: ATP binding; DNA-binding transcription factor activity, RNA polymerase II-specific; RNA polymerase II cis-regulatory region sequence-specific DNA binding. Lineage: Eukaryota; Metazoa; Arthropoda; Insecta; Lepidoptera; Tortricidae. Gene Ontology annotation, biological process: regulation of DNA-templated transcription. The transcript has 6 exons.